GGCUCGGGGUCGGUCACGGGGGGGCCAUGGGAGCCCGAACCGGGGCCGGGACCGGCGGCCGACAGCGGUAGGAGCCGCCGGGGAUCAUGGCGGAGAGGCUGGAAUGGGUGGAAAUCAUCGAGCCUCGGACCCGGGAGCGCAUGUACGCCAACCUCAUCACGGGGGAGUGCGUCUGGGACCCCCCCGCCGGCGUGCGGAUCAAACGCACCAAUGAGAACCAGUGGUGGGAACUCUUCGACCCCAACACCUCCCGCUUCUACUACUACAAUGCCACCACGCAGAGGACCGUGUGGCACCGUCCCCAGAACUGCGACAUCAUCCCGCUGGCCAAGCUGCAGACGCUGAAGCAGAACACGGAGUCGCCGCGGGCUUCCACGGAAAACAGCCCCGGCAGGAGCAGCAAUGUCAGCAGGGAGGGGAGCACCAGCUCGUCCUUGGAGCAGGAGCUGGAGGCCAACGAGAAGGUCCAGGAGCAGCGGUCGAGCCGCCAGCCCGGCCACUAUUCCGUGGUGAAGGAGGAAACGGAAAGUUCGUCGCCUUCCGGAAUGUUCGAGAAGGAAUACGACAUUUAUCGGGAUUACAGCACGGAAGGACAACUCCUGCACUACAGGGCCUCAUCCCUCCGGUGGAACGCCGGCACCAAGGAGCGGAUGCUGAUCAAGGUGACGGAUCGGGAACCGAGUUUCCUCCUCCACCAAGGCAACGGUUACGCGCCGGAAAACCAACCGGCUUCACGUUCACGCCGACCUUCCGGCGGUCAACAAUCGCCCAACCUCCAAACCUUCUCCUCGGACGCCGACAGCUCCGUCUUCUUCUCGGAGAGGAAACAAUCGCCGUUCCUGAAGAGGGCCGAACACGUGGGCAGCUGUUCGCCGCUGUUGGGUCGCGGCGAUUCCUUCUGCUCGCAACACCGCAAACAUUCCAGCGAAUCCCAACCCUCGUCGCCGCGUUACGCCUACGAACCGCCGCUCUACGAAGAGCCCCCCAUGGAAUACCAACCGCCCAUCUACGACGAACCGCCGGUGGACAUGCAGUACGAAGCCAGCGGGAGCUUCAAAGCCGCGUCGCCGCAAAAAUCGCCGAUCCGCAAACCUCACCCGUUCCUCCAGUCGCCCAAGCAAAGCUCCAACUCGCCGUACCAACAGUUGGUGCUCACCAAGCAGAAAUGUCCCGAUCGCUUCAUGAGUUUGGAGUACAGCCCCGCCGGGAAGGAGUACGUCCGCCAGUUGGUCUACGUGGAGCAAUCGGGCUCCAGCCCCAAGAUGAAGACGGGUUUGAGGCACAAAUAUUCGCCCAACCCCAUCGGUGGUUCCUACUCGUUGCAGCACAGCCCGUGUCUGCUGAGGGACAUCAAAUCUGGUGAUUACAGCAGCAUGGAAGGACAUGACUUCUCCUCCGGUCCCACCAGCGCGCCGGUGACGCAAGGUGAGGACUCCAUGUCGUGGUCAAGCCAGCAGGACACUUUGUCCUCCAGCGGUUACUCGCCGUCAACCAGGAAGAGGAAAAGUCGUAAACCUUCGGUCAACCACGAUGUCAACGUCUCCUCCACCGAUGGGUCAGGAGAACGUGAGACAUCAGGUGAGGUGGGUGAGGAACGAGCGGCGGUGGGACACAACCGGACGGAGAACAAAGCGGCGGAGGCGGAGGCGGCGCGGAACUUUCCGGAGCCGUUCCUGGCGCAGGCGCGGUUGGCGUGGGAGGCGCAACAGGCGCAUUACCACAUGAAGCAACGGAGCAGUUGGGAUUCCCAAAAAGACGGUUCCGGUUACGAGAGCGACGGCGCGCUGCCGCUGCCCAUGCCGGGACCGGUGGUGAGGGCCUUCAGUGAAGAUGAAGCGUUGGCCCAGCAGGAGAACAAGCAUUGGAAGAGGAACACCUUUGAGAAGUUGGGGUUUCCUCAGAUCUUGCUGGAGAAGAGCGUUUCUGUCCAGACCAACCUGGCUUCGCCGGAGCCGUAUCUUCAUCCAUCUCAGUCCGAGGACCUCGGCGCCUGCGCGCAGUUCGACGGCGGCCGCCAGACGCGCAACAUGAUGCCGAGCGCCAGUUGCGUCUUCCCGACCUUCAACCUGCGCAAACCGUCCUCGGAGACGGACAUCGAGAACUGGGCCUCCAAACACUUCAACAAACACACCCAAGGACUCUUCCGACGGAAGGUCUCCAUCGCCAACAUGUUGGCCUGGAGCAGCGAGUCCAUCAAGAAGCCCAUGAUCAUGACCAACGAUCGUAACGUCAAGAAGGAAGCGUGCGAGAUCUUCAAGCUCAUCCAGAUGUACAUGGGUGACCGGCGGGCCAAGACGGACCAACUCAACGUGGCUUUGGAGAUCGCCACCAAAGGUUGGAGCAUGCAAGGGUUGAGAGAUGAGCUCUACAUCCAACUGUGCCGGCAGACCACCGAGAACUUCCGUUACGAGAGUUUGGCACGUGGGUGGGAGCUCAUGGCCAUUUGUUUGGCCUUUUUCCCACCGACGCCCAAAUUUCAUUCCUACCUUGAGGGAUACAUCUACCGGCACAUGGAUCCGGUGAAUGACACCAAAGUCUCGCGGCACCUGCGGCACCUCCGGGCCCGGCCCAAUCAGAAGAAACCCAAAAUGCGCAAGAAACCAAAGGCCCCGAGCCCCGAGAGCCCCGGAGUGGCCAUCAGCACCUACGCCAAGUACUGCUACAGCAAACUGCAGAAGGCGGCGCUGACCGGGGCCAAGAAGGGCCUGAAGAAGCCCAACCUGGAGGAGAUCCGUCACGCCAAGAACGUCGUCUUCAACCCGUCCAUGUUCGGCAGCUCCCUGCAGGAGAUCGUGGCCAUGCAGAAGGACCGUUACCCCGACCGGCAGCUGCCCUGGGUCCAGACCCGCCUCUCCGAGGAGGUCCUCGCCCUCAACGGUGACCAGACCGAGGGCAUCUUCAGGGUCCCCGGUGACAUCGACGAGGUCAACGCCCUGAAGCUCCAGGUGGACCAAUGGAAGAUCCCCACCGGCUUGGAGGACCCGCACGUUCCCGCGUCUCUGCUGAAGCUCUGGUACCGGGAGCUGGAGGAACCUCUGAUCCCUCACGAGUUCUACGAGGAGAGCAUCUCCCACUACGAGAACCCCGAGGCCGCCAUCGCCGUCGUCCACGCGCUGCCCAGGAUCAACAAGAUGGUGCUGUGCUACCUCAUCCGCUUCCUCCAGGUCUUCGUCCAACCGGCCAACGUGGCGGUGACCAAGAUGGACGUCAACAACUUGGCCAUGGUGAUGGCGCCCAACUGUCUCCGCUGCCAGUCGGACGACCCGCGGGUCAUCUUCGAGAACACGCGCAAGGAGAUGUCCUUCAUCCGGGUCCUCAUCCAGCACCUGGACACCAGCUUCAUGGAGGGCGUCCUAUAGCGCUCCCCACCGGCCACCGGCCACCGGCCACCGGUCACCUCCCAGAGCCACAGUCCACAGUUGGUGGCACCGAGAUCCACCAGGA
Messenger RNA from Taeniopygia guttata (zebra finch), 3444 nucleotides. It is a transcript of the gene ARHGAP39, whose product is annotated as Rho GTPase activating protein 39. Gene Ontology annotation, biological process: signal transduction. Lineage: Eukaryota; Metazoa; Chordata; Aves; Passeriformes; Estrildidae. Gene Ontology annotation, molecular function: protein binding; GTPase activator activity. Gene Ontology annotation, cellular component: cytoplasm; cytoskeleton. The record is from RefSeq and is a predicted model, not a curated record.